AUGUUCACACAGGAAAGAAGACAUUGUCGAGUUAUCAUCGACUCUGACUCGUCCACAUUAAAAAUCACUCGAGCUCGAUUUGCAAUUCGUCAUCGUCCUGCUUCAGUCAUUUCUCCUGCCAAUACUCACAAAAGGCGUGUUUCAGAGUUUCAGCCAAGUCCUUUUGACUUUAAGGUACGGUCAGGGAGGGUGGCUGAGGAGUUCUGUCUACCGGCAGAUCUAGAGGCUCGGCAGUUUUCCCCAAUCCGUCCUACGUCUAAACUCCAAUCCUCAGAGAAUGAGGAGCCUCUCGAAUAG
This is a messenger RNA of Morchella sextelata, 297 nucleotides long. RefSeq lists its product as uncharacterized. The coding region runs from base 1 to 297 and encodes 98 amino acids. The transcript is spliced from 7 exons. The record is from RefSeq and is a predicted model, not a curated record. NCBI's taxonomy places the organism in Eukaryota, Fungi, Ascomycota, Pezizomycetes, Pezizales, Morchellaceae.